Molecule: messenger RNA, 2424 nt
Organism: Alternaria novae-zelandiae
Lineage: Eukaryota; Fungi; Ascomycota; Dothideomycetes; Pleosporales; Pleosporaceae
Exons: 1
Coding region: 1-2424 (807 amino acids)
Source: RefSeq, a predicted model, not a curated record
AUGACUGAACGAGCACCCGCCGCCGACGCACGCCUGCAGCAGGUUCUGAAACAUGUCAACACCACUUCUGAUAUCGGCGCCGUCGCAGCCGAGACAACUCCCCACGAUACGUUUACCAGCGCAGCAACUCUACCAGGAAGCAGGCUUUCUAGUGCUGCUACAUCAUCGAUUAAACACGGCAAGUCUGGGUCGUCAGGACAUAAGGCGGUCCCAUCGACAGCCGAGGUGACUACUCAAGGACACGUCCUGUACCGCAGUGCUGGUAUACAAACACUUCCACCAAGCAAUGCCGAUGGUUUCCGCAAGAUUUACGAUCGCGAGCCUACACACCAGGAGCUCGUCAGCAAAAUUGGAUCUGCAGCACUUGGUCGCUACAAGCCGGGACCAUCAGCGCACGACGUCGUUCAGAGCGCGCCAUUCCCCGCUCCAGACGUUUCCAAUAGGCGUGCAAACUAUGUCACCUCAUCGUUCCAGACCAAGGAUGUAGCGCAAUGCAAGAAGGAUCUUCUAAAAGCAAAGGUCAAGGCAUCGCUGUUAGUUAACAAACAGCGCGACGCAGCUCUGUCGGCAGGAUACAAGGUCUGGUCGGAAACAAGAGACGACUACAUCGUACACUCAGAGCAGCUCGACACCAGUGUUCAGUUUGAUCACCAAGGCAACGCGACCAACGCGAAUGUUGAAGGCCUUUCCUUACCCAACAUCUACGGUGAAGAGGUCGAGCCGCGUCCUACCAUCGCCCAUCCCACGCAACUCUCAAAUCGUGGAACGCCAGAGACAGAGGCUGGUGUCGACGCAAAAUCAAGAGAGCACACCUUCAGCGCAGCUUCAAGUCUUACGCCGCCACCAACGCCGCCCUCACUCAAACAACACGACGCCAAUGCCAAUGGAAGCACACCCCAGCGCAUUCGUACUGUCGAAACCUGCAUACCGAGUGAGAAGUCCGACCCACCGUCUAUUGAAGAUUACGGCUACGUUCAACUCGUCCCAAAAGAAGCCAAAAAGCAAGAUGUGGACGGGGACAGUGGACAGGAACAAAUGCGACAGAAGAGAAAGAGCUCGGAAGUAAGCGAGGAGGACCCCAUAGAGGGUCAAAAACAGAGGACGGCCGUCAUUGAAAGCAAUGAGAGGACCGUCAUGGUGUUUGGCGGCGAGAGAUUUGCGGACGAGUACAUUGUUUACGACGCCACGACGUCGAAUACUGUGAACUCCGACACUUCAUCUCGAUCGCCUUCUAACAUAAGCAAGAAGAGAAAGUCUGCCGACCAAUGCGAGCCUGAAGUAAUUACCAGACCGCCCAAGCGCUUCAAGUCGUCAGCCACUCAUACCGAUUCUUCCCCUAUCAGAACGGAUACUAAGACAGACCGUUUUGUACAAGAUGGCAGUGUCGCGCGCAAUGACGCGUUGACUGCCAGUGUUAAAUCCGCACAAUGCAAUGAAGCUCCUGGGGAGGCGAAACGACACCGUGCUCGGUCGAUCCCUCCAAAUCGGCCACGCGAAGGCCAACAUCACUCCGAGGAUGAUCGCCACUCACGCAAUUCACGACGAGAUCGGGAGCCCAGACGGCGAAGCCGAUCUCCCGCUUCUAAACAUAAUGAUGAUCGUUAUAGGUCAAGAAGCAGCACCAGACAACCGUCUGAAAGCCCAUACCAAGAAGGGCGUCGACUCCACAUGACAGAGUCGCAGCCGCGCCAGACAGGCCCAACACAUGGUCUUGCCAAGAUUGACGCGACAGAGCAGAAAGGAACGGAGAACCAAGCACAACGCUCAAGUGACUUGGACGAGACAGUCCUUGCACGUGAGAAGGAAGACGACAGGCGAAUGGAGCGAGCGAAGCAGAUUACCGACGAAAAGCGAGAGAAGCAUCGUCAACAAGAAGAAGUCGAGAUACAGCGGGCGAAGCAGAUCACCGACGAAAAGGUGGCGAAGCGUCGUCAGCAGGAAGAAGCCGAGAUGCAGCGAGCACGUGAAGCCAAAAACGAACGGAGAUCGGAGAUUGAAGAGAAGAAGCGAGCUCAAGAGGAAGAGUCUCGUCGCCGAGAAGAGGAGAAGGACAGGCAACGCCGCCGCCGCCAUCACGGAGACUCACAAGACAGGAGUAGCAGCAAACGUGCGACAGUAGUGGAACCACCAGCGGAGCCAGCUGCGCCGGUCGACAGAUAUGCACUGGCACGAGAAGUUGAGGCACGACGCCGAGAAAAGAUGUUUGCAGCGCGUUCUACUGGUGAGGUGGACAGUCGAGCACAUGAACGGUCAGCUGCCACAAACAAGCGUGGCAGUAGAUUAGAAGUAGAGCCAAAGAAGCCAGAAAAGAAGGUGGAAGAUGACAAGGUAAGUAAGCCGAAAGCGAAGCCGAGACCGAGUCGGACUGCUCGCGGAGAGAUCGAGCGUUACGAUCCGAAGAAGAGGUUUGGACGUGGCGAAUAG